CACCAUCGUCAUGUCCGUCGCCAAAAUGCAGAUCUCGGCGCCUCUAGAGGCUGGUCAAUCCCUGCUCGAUUCCAAACUUCUGCCGUCUCAUCUCAAUACAGCUCUGGAAUAUAUAUCAACGAAGCUCGUACAGAAACGUCUGCAUUUAUCCCUUAUCGUUGUUCGACGAGACGUUCAGGGGUCGUCUUCAGCCCCGUCCCCACGUACAGAACCAGCUAGUACACCGAGUCAAUCCGUGGCUACAUCGCCCGCCAAAUCAGUGUUUAGCAAGUCCACGAUUCAUAAGACGCUUCGCAGAGUUUCAAGCCUCUCUUCUCUCGGGUCACCGUCCGAAUGCUCGUCGCCGUCUUCGCCGUCGAUGAGUACCCCCGUCUCACCCACAGGUUCUACCUGCUCAUCAUCAGUGUCGGGAUGCCCUUCCCCAACUCUCCCUAACCCUUACGGCAUAUCCUUGAUCCAUGCUUGCGCUCUCACAGCCAAAGCGGAAAAGAUUCUUCGGCAUUAUGUUCAUAAGGCAGAGAAGAAAUACUCUAUUGGAACUGGCUGGCUCUCCUCCCACCCCCUCACAAGCCCCAUUCUCUGCUCCAGAACCAACGAUCUGAUCCGCCGCUCCCUCAACCAAAACAGCGUCGUCUUCUCUUCCGAAGGCCUCACCCUCUUCAGUCUAGACCAUGUCUACACCUUCAAAUGCCAACUACAUACCUACUCCCGCACGCUCGCCCAAAGCGACCUAACCUCCGCCAUCGAAGAGCUCCAACGUCUAGUCCUCGCGCAAAACGGCCGACGCAUCACCAAAGGCUACCUAAUGCGCGCCUACGAUUGGCUGGGCGUCAGCCUCGCCGCGCUGGUCGACGUGAACGAAGGGUACAAAGCCGUAUACGGCGGGGCGCAACGGCGCGGCGGCAUCGAGCUGCAGAGCGAGGAGCGCCGGAGCCCGCCGCCGCUGAAGACGAAUUUCCACCCCUGGGAGAUCCAGAUGCUGGAUGGCAUGCGCGAGAACCCGAUCGCGCGCCGCAAGCUCGUGCUGUGGAGUCCGGAGAGCGCAGGAGGGACGCCCGGUGCGGUUGUGGAUGUGGGGGAGAGUGCGAAGGGCAGGGAUAGGGAUGGGUUGGUGCGCGCGGAUGAGGAUCGCGGACCGCAUUAUAGAGGCCCUGCGACGCCGAAUACUUGGGAGGAUGUCACGCCUGUGACGAGGGGGGAGUGGCUCUGUCUGAUGGUUGGGGAGAGCUGGCGCGAGGCGCGGACCGUGCCGGUCAUUACGUGCUUUGAUUGAUCGCCACUCCUUCUGAUCCAUGAUUUCCUUUUGUCUUCUCUUGGUGAAAUGGGCUAGUGGACAGUUCCAGGGCUUCAGUUCUUCACACUUCUUCUGUAUAUAUUUUUUGGGAUGGAUUAUACGAGAGCAAGUGCUGCAAUCGGAUCCGGGCUUGGGUGUCAAUAGUUUCAGCGGUUUAUGACGGCGUAUGGAGAUGAAAAUUCUUGGGAUUUGGGAAUCAUUGGAUAGUACAGAUGAGAAUAGAAUAGAAGACGAUCGGAAAUAAACGUCGC
Molecule: messenger RNA, 1545 nt
Organism: Amorphotheca resinae ATCC 22711
Lineage: Eukaryota; Fungi; Ascomycota; Leotiomycetes; Helotiales; Amorphothecaceae
Exons: 2
Coding region: 11-1273 (420 amino acids)
Source: RefSeq, a predicted model, not a curated record